Molecule: messenger RNA, 6887 nt
Organism: Melampsora larici-populina 98AG31
Lineage: Eukaryota; Fungi; Basidiomycota; Pucciniomycetes; Pucciniales; Melampsoraceae
Exons: 11
Coding region: 1-6630 (2209 amino acids)
Cellular component (GO): nucleus
Molecular function (GO): ATP hydrolysis activity; nucleic acid binding; ATP binding
Source: RefSeq, a predicted model, not a curated record
AUGCCACCCAAGAACAGGGAUUUCUCAGGUUAUCAAUAUGCGGCGAUGUCAUCGCUCGUAUUGACAGCCGACCGAUCAAAGAUUCCACGACGAGAUAAUGAGCCAACGGGUGAACCUGAAACUUUAGUGGGUCGGAUAGAUCCCAAAUCGAUGGGAUCUCGAGCCUUCAAGGAGUCAGUUAAUUUGAAGCAAGAUAUUUCAAAGAAGAAAUCAAAACAUGCAGCAAAUCAUGACGAGCGACCUCGAAAGGUAACUGAAGCAAGCGGAAGGAGGUACGGUGAUGUGAUCGAAGCUAUACAAGAGAUUGAAGGAUUGAAUUAUAAACCUCGAACAAGUGAAACAAAACAAAUCUAUGAAAUCUUGCUUUCGACUGUUCAUCUCACACUAGGUGAUCAACCUAAUGACAUUAUCCGAUCAGCAGCCGAUAUGACCAUUGAGACUCUGAAGAACGAUAAUGAAUAUCCAAAAGAUCUCGACAAGAAGCGUGCAAUUGAAGAAUUUCUCGGAAUCAUUCCAAAUGAGAAAUUCAACGAGCUCAGCAAUCUUUGCAAGAAACUUACUGAUUAUGGGGGAGAAGACGCCGAUCAGCAGGGAUCUGGCGAGGGAGGAGAAGAUGGUGAAGGAAAAACAAGGGCGAAUGAGCUAGACGAUGAUAACAACGGAGUUGCGGUCGUAUUCGAGGAUGACGAGGGUGCUGAAGAUAGUGAUGAAGAUGAAUUUGAAAUCAGGGAUGAAGAGAACAGCGAAGAAGAAAGUGGCGACGAUGAUGAGCGUGAUGAAGACGACGAUGAUCGUGAUCCUAAUCCAAUCGAUGCUGAUGAACAAAUUACCAUUGGACCCGACACGACCAAGAACGCCCAAACCGGUCUCAGAACCAAGAAAUCUAAGCAAGAACUCACAAUUCACGAUAUCGAUGGAUUUUGGCUUCAACGGCUUAUCGGUUCACAUUUUCUUGACCCUAUCGAGGCCGAAGCUAAGACGAAGGAGGCCAUCAAUCUUCUCUCUGCCGACAACUCUAGCCUACGGGACCUCGAGAACAGUUUGGUCGAUCUGUUUGAUUACGAUAAAUUUGAGCUAGUGUCGAUCUUGACAAAAAACCGUGAUAUCAUCGUCUGGGGAACUAAAUGGUCUCGUAGUGAUGAGGACGAGAAGGUCAAUUUGGCAGUUGUGAUGCGAGAAAAGGGAGUUGGAUGGAUCGUAAAAGCGCUGACUACUGGUCGAGGCAUCGUUAAUCCUCAAUUGCAAGCCACAAAUGAGCCUAGCAAGAUGGACAUCGACAGCGAUGAAUCAAAAUCUGCAUUCCCCACCAAGGCCAACCUGAUCCCCAACUCAUUUCUCCCUAACCCUAAGAAGGUUGUUGAUCUCAAUUCGAUGAAGUUUAAUCAAGGCUCGCGUACUAUGACCAACAAAAAAUGUAAAUUGCCAGAAGGUUCUCAUAAAGUUCAACCUACUGGAAAAGGUUAUGAAGAGAUUCGUGUACCGGCACCUCAAAAAGCGAUUGUCAGUAGUGAAGAUUUGGUGAAGAUUUCGGAAUUGCCAUCUUGGUGUAGAGAAGCUUUCAAAGGGGCUACCAGUCUGAACCGUGUUCAGAGCAAAACUUUUCCUAUCGCGUUUGGUCAAGAUGAUCCAAUUCUAUUGUGCGCUCCUACAGGGGCUGGUAAAACAAAUGUAGCAAUGUUGACUGUUCUGAACGAGAUUGCAAAGCACCGAAAUGAAUCUACGGGUGAAAUCGAUUUUGCUUCGAUCAAGAUCAUCUAUGUAGCACCAAUGAAGGCUUUAGUUCAAGAGAUGGUUGGCAAUUUUUCAAGUCGACUGAAAUACCUUGGUAUCCAGGUUGGGGAGUUGACUGGUGAUCGACAAAUGACAAAGGACCAAAUCUCGAUGACUCAGAUUAUCGUCACUACUCCUGAAAAAUGGGAUGUCAUCACUCGUAAAAGCACGGAUACCAGUUACACUAAUUUGGUCGGAUUGAUCAUCAUUGAUGAGAUUCAUCUCUUGCACGACGAGCGUGGUCCUGUUCUUGAAGCUUUGGUAUCACGGACGAUUCGUAGAAUGGAACAAAAUCACGAAUAUGUUCGACUAGUCGGCUUGUCAGCUACCUUACCCAACUAUCUAGAUGUCGCUAAAUUCUUACGCGUCAAUCCCAAGAAAGGACUAUUCUUUUUCGACAGUUCAUAUCGACCUUGUCCAUUGCAAUUAGAGUUCAUUGGUAUCACCGAGAAGAAGGCGAUUAAACGUUUACAACUGACGAAUGAAAUUUGUUAUGACAAGGUCAUAAAUCAACUAGACGACAAGCAACAGAUCAUCAUUUUUGUUCAUUCCCGAAAAGAGACCGCUCGGACAGCACAGCAAUUGAAGGAAACGGCAAUCGAACGUGAAGAGAUUGGGAAAUUUAUGUCUGGUGGCCUGGCCACUCGGGAAAUUUUGAUGGAGUCAACUGAGCACGUACAAAACCCACAGCUCAAAGAUAUCCUCCAAUUUGGUAUUGGUAUUCAUCAUGCAGGACUGGCAAGAGUCGAUCGUAGACUUGUGGAAGAGCUAUUUGCAGAUGGACACCUUCAGGUCUUAGUAUCGACUGCUACUUUGGCUUGGGGAGUCAACCUACCCGCCCAUGCUGUCAUCAUCAAAGGUACUCAAAUUUACAACCCGGAGAAAGGUAGAUGGGUGGAAUUAUCGCCCCAGGAUGUCCUCCAGAUGUUAGGUAGAGCAGGAAGGCCUCAAUAUGACACGAUGGGUGAAGGUAUCAUCAUUACCAACCAUUCUGAACUUCAAUUCCACUUGUCGAUAGUCACAAGUCAGCUGCCUAUAGAGUCUCAACUGAUUAACAAGCUGGCAGACAAUCUCAAUGCCGAAAUCGUCCUCGGUACCAUACGUAAUCGGGAUGAAGCCGCACAGUGGUUAGGAUACACCUAUUGGUUCCAACGCGCCCUCGAAAAUCCAUCGCUCUAUGGAAUCCAAUACGAAUCAAGUGAUCCACUGCUACUUCAAAAGCGAUCUGACAUUGUUCAUACCGCAUUUUGCAUGUUAGACAAAAGUGGUUUGAUCAAAUAUGAACGGAGGACUGGUUUGAUUACUUCGACUGAACUUGGCAAGAUUGCGAGUCAUUAUUAUAUCACGAAUUCUUCGAUGGCCACCUACAAUCAGCAUCUUCGACCUACAAUGACGCUUAUUGAACUCUUCAGGGUGUUUGCGGCGAGUGAUGAAUUCAAAUACGUACCGACGCGCGCUGAAGAAAAACAGGAACUUGCUAAGUUACUCGAGAAAGUUCCGAUCCCUGUGAAGGAGUCGGUCGAUGACCCUAGUGCAAAGAUCAAUGUACUUUUACAAGCAUACAUCUCGCGGCUCACUUUGGAAGGAUUCGCUCUGAUGUCAGAUAUGGUAUAUGUAACUCAAUCAGCCGGUCGGAUCUUGAGGGCGUUAUUCGAAAUCUGCUUGAAACGUGGUUGGGCUCGAUUGACUCAUUCAGCCUUGGAUCUCUGCAAGAUGGUAGAGAAAAGAAUGUGGACCUCGAUGACACCUUUACGCCAGUUUCCUUCUUGUUCGGCUGAUAUCAUCAAACGUGCUGAACGUAAAGACUUUCCUUGGUAUCGAUUCUUUGAUCUCGAACCCCAAGAACUCGGUGAAUUGAUGGGUAAUCCAAAGUUGGGUAAAACUAUUCACAAAUAUGUUCAUCAGUUUCCCAAGUUGGAACUUCAGGCGCUUGUUCAACCGAUCACUCGAACGAUGCUACGAAUCGAGCUUACUAUCACCCCAGAUUUCAUCUGGGAUCAGGCUGUUCACGGCACAGCUGAAACGUUUUGGAUCAUGGUAGAAGAUGUGGAUGGGGAACUAGUACUGUUCACCGAUCAAUUCUUGUUGCGAGAGCGAUACGCAACAGAUGAACAUUUCGUCACGUUUUAUGCGCCUAUGUUGGAUCCACUACCACCAAACUAUUUCAUUUCAGUCGUGUCAGAUCGGUGGUUGCAUGCCGGAACCCGAUUGCCAUUAUCAUUCAAGCAUUUGAUUCUACCCGAAAAGUUUUCAUUACCCACGCCACUUCUUGACCUUCAACCAUUACCUGUGUCUGCACUACAUCAUAAAGCAUACGAAGCCAUAUAUCUGAAACAAGGUCUCAAGAAUUUCAACAAGAUCCAGACCCAAGUCUUUCAAGCUCUAUAUACUAGCAGCGAUAACGUAUUGAUUUGUUCACCAACCGGUAGUGGGAAGACAAUAUGUGCCGAAUUUGCACUACUCCGACUUUGGUCCCAACCUGAAUGGUCAAGAUGUGUAUGUAUAGAGCCAUACCAGGAAAUAGUUGAUGCUAGGGUCAAAGAAUGGAGAGACAAGUUUGGGCCACUCGGCAAAGUCAUUGAGCCCCUUACUGGUGAAUUGACUCGUGACGUCGAGCUCACUGCAAGUGACGGGAGCAAGGCUGGACAAGCCAGGAUUGAUGUGAUCAUCUGUACGCCUACGCAAUGGGAUCUUGUCUCACGACGAUGGAAACAACGGAAGAUGGUCGAACGUACUGGCUUAUUGAUCGCUGAUGAGAUACAUCUAAUCGGAUCCGAGAUUGGGCCUACUUACGAAGUUAUCGUCUCACGAGCACGUUAUGUGACCGCUCAAAGCGAUAUCAGCAAAACGCGGAUUGUUGCACUUGGCUGUCCUUUGGCGAACGCUAGAGAUUUGGGAGAUUGGAUGGGAGCUACUGCGCAGACCAUCUUUAACUUUUCACCCGGGUCGCGCCCAUUGCCGCUCGAGGUACAUCUUCAAUCAUUCAAUGUACCUCACUUUCCAUCCUUGAUGAUCCAGAUGGCCAAGCCUGCGUAUUUAUCAAUUCUCGAGUAUGCCAAUGAGAAGCCAGUAAUUGCCUUCGUACCUUCACGAAAGCAGUGUCGACUUACAGCGUCUGACUUACUGAUCUAUGCUCUAUCUGAUGAGAAUCCAACACGAUUCUUGAAUAUCGAGAAAGAAGAUCUUCAACCUCAUCUUGCUCAUAUCACGGAUCAAAAUUUGAAAGAAACUUUAGAAAGCGGUAUUGGAUAUUAUCAUGAGGCCAUGUCAAAGUCUGACAAAUUAAUUGUACAGAAGCUUUUCGAAGUUGGGGCAAUCCAGGUCGUUGUAGCGUCAAAAGAUACUGCUUGGAAUAUUCCAAUGACUGCCUAUAUGGUGAUCAUUAUGGGUGUACAAAACUACGAGGGUAAAGAGCAUCGUUAUGUGGAUUACUCGUUUCCGGAUAUCUUGCAAAUGAUGGGCCGAGCAUGUCGACCAAAUGAAGAUACAUCUAGCCGAUGCGUACUGAUGUGUCAACAUAUUCGAAAAGACUUCUUCAAGAAGUUUUUGAAUGAAGGUUUGCCAAUCGAAUCACAUCUUCAUUUGUCCCUACACGAUCACUUCAACGCAGAAAUUGUAUCAAAAACAAUCGAGAACAAACAAGACGCUGUGGACUGGUGUACUUGGCAGUGGUUUUAUCGUCGCUUGGUGGCCAAUCCGAAUUAUUACAAUAUGCAAGCCACUGACCAUCGCCAUCUGAGCGACCACCUUUCUGAAUUGGUGGAAUCUACUCUGAGCGAUCUUCAAAGCUCAAAUUGCAUCACUAUUGAAGAUGAAAUGGACACUAGUCCACUCCCCUUGGGAAUUGUUGCUGCUUAUUAUAACGUCAACUACAUCACAGCUGAUGUAUUUAGUAUGAGUUUGACAGAGAAGACCAAACUGAAGGGUAUCCUUGAAAUCAUAUCUGCUGCUCAAGAAUUCGAGUCUGUUCCACUUCGACACGGAGAAGAAUCAUUAUUGAAGAAGGUAUACGAUCGAGUUCCGGUGAAAGUGGCGAAAGCGGAAUACUUAUCGCCUCACUUUAAAACAAAUAUUUUACUUCAAGCUCAUUUCAGUCGAUUAACUUUACCUUCAGAUUUGAUGUUGGAUCAAAUUGAAAUUUUACGAAAAGUUCCAAAUCUCAUUUCCGCUGCUGUUGAUGUACUCAGUUCACAAGAGUGUCUCAACACGACUGUUGCUAUGGAGUUCUUCCAAAUGAUCGUACAAGCUGUAUGGAAUCAUGAUAGUCCUCUAAAACAGAUUCCUGGAUUCACGACUGAAGUCAUCCAGAGAUGUAUAGAGGCUGAUGUAACUCAAGUCACUGACAUCAUGGAAUUGGAGGACGAUCAGCGUAACGAAUUACUAAGAAUGGAUAAUAAACAAUUAGCUAAAGUAGCUCAAUUUGUCAACUCACAUCCAUCUAUUGAAAUGGGUUACGAAAUCGAAGAUGAAGAUGGACUAACAACCAAUACACCCAUCACCUUAAAAGUAUCAUUAACAACUGAUGAAGAUGAAGAUGAGAAAAGACCAGUAGCAGGCAAUGGAGUGAUUGCACCAUUCUAUCCUACUGCUAAACAAGAUUGUUGGUGGUUAAUUGUGGAAGAUCCGAAGAGUAAGAAAUUAUUGGGUCUCAAAAAAGUAACGGGUGUCACGCCUUUACCUACUAAAAUCGAAUUCACUGUACCUAAUGCUGGUAAACAUGAAUUGAAACUUGAUCUGAUUUCAGACUCAUAUAUUGGUGUUGAUCAGGAAUUGAAGAUUGAAUUAAAUGUAGCAGAAGGAGAUGAUGAUGAUUCAGACGAAGAUGAUUCAGAUGAAGAGAUGGAAGAUGGACAGGCAUAACUUAAAACUUAAAGUGACCAGACAGAAAAGAGAGAGAGGCAAGAUUUUUGAAAAGAAGAAAUAAAGUACUAGGUUGUAUGUGUAGAAUUACAUUGAAUUCAGAAAUCUUUUGAUGCUCAAUCUUUUUUUUGGAAGACUAGCUACUUUAUUAUCAUUUCAACAAAAGGAGAGGGGUAAUAAGAUUGUGCAUAUGAUGAAUGGUAGAUGUAAUGUUAGUGAACCAUGUGAAGAAUAUAUAUAGCCUGGUUCAUCUCUAG